CCCACCAGAAUCUUCCGCCGUGAAUCAAGAGUAUCGCCUAUUUAGAUUUGUGUUCUAAUGAACCAUCCCAUCCCGAUAGCAGUACAAUUGAUCCUUCGUGCGCGAUAAACCAGAUCAGUAAAAUGUCGACCAGGGUGUCGCUCCAGACCACGGACUUGAACUCCGUAAACUCCGAAGCACGUCCAGAAAGUUGACACGCCGAUUUGCAUUAACGCGACAAUCACUUUCUCGGAACACUUCGAUACCUUCACAACUUACACCCUGGCCGCGGCCCUACAAACACUUCUGCAGCAACCCAGCCACUGGAGUUUCCUCAACACCAACUCACGAGACGCCGAUCAAAGACGACCGAGCGCAACAGGGCCCCGACUCUGACACAAACACUACAACCACCAACCUCCCAUCUCCACAACAAUGCCCCUCCCCCACUGGGCAACCUCCUGCAUAAAAGGCGGCCUUCUAGGCAUAACAUCCUGGGUAACCCUAAACGACCACAUCCUCGAACUCGUAACCAUUGAAGGAACAUCCAUGCACCCCACCUUGUCUCCUGCCUACAACGAAACAGGAGCAAAAGACACUUUACUCAUUAAGAAAUGGAAACCCACAAAAGACUUGCAGAGAGGUGAUGUGGUCAUGUUGAAUUUACCGCAUAAGCCUGAGAAGUUGGGGAUCAAGAGGGUUGUGGCGUUGGAGGGGGAUUGGGUGGAGAUGGAUUGGAAGAGGAGGAGUAGAGAGCUGGGGGUAGAGGGGAAGGGGGCAGGUAUGGUGUGGGAUGCUAUAGGAGAGGAGAAAGAAUUUGGGAUGGGCAAGAGGAGGUGGAGGGUUCCGUUGGGACAUGUGUGGGUGGAGGGUGAUAAUGCGAGUGCGAGCAAGGAUAGUAAUACUUAUGGUGUCUAAAUCGUUGAUUGCCGGGAAAGCACUGUAUUGUCUGUGGCCACUGGAUCAAUUUGGAGAAAAGCCUUGG
Aureobasidium subglaciale EXF-2481 is the source of this 964-nucleotide messenger RNA. RefSeq lists its product as uncharacterized. The coding region runs from base 415 to 897 and encodes 160 amino acids. The transcript is spliced from 2 exons. Gene Ontology annotation, molecular function: serine-type endopeptidase activity. Gene Ontology annotation, biological process: mitochondrial respiratory chain complex assembly. The record is from RefSeq and is a predicted model, not a curated record. NCBI's taxonomy places the organism in Eukaryota, Fungi, Ascomycota, Dothideomycetes, Dothideales, Saccotheciaceae. Gene Ontology annotation, cellular component: membrane; mitochondrial inner membrane peptidase complex.